ACAUCAAUAAACAGAACACAAAAAACAUUCUCUUCUAAACUCAUAAAUUGAAAUAUGAGUCCAAAUGUAUUUGAUGUUGCAAACAAUAAGGGUUUGGGCAAGGCAGCUAGUUUGUCUAGCCGUGCCUAUGUGACAUUUUUGGCAGGUAAUGGUGACUACGUAAAAGGUGUUGUUGGUUUAGCUAAAGGGUUAAGAAAGGUGAAAUCUGCUUACCCUCUUGUGGUGGCGGUGUUGCCUGACGUCCCAGACGAACACCGCCACAUACUCAUCAACCAGGGCUGUAUAGUCCGGGAGAUCCAACCCGUUUAUCCUCCUGAGAAUCAGACUCAGUUUGCUAUGGCUUAUUAUAUCAUCAACUACUCUAAACUCCGCAUAUGGGAGUUUGUGGAGUAUAGGAAGAUGAUAUACUUGGAUGGAGAUAUUCAGGUGUUUGAGAACAUAGACCAUUUGUUUGACUUGCCAGAUGGCUAUUUCUAUGCCGUGAUGGACUGUUUCUGUGAGAAGACUUGGAGUCAUAGCCCACAAUACAAAAUUGGGUAUUGCCAACAGUGUCCAGAAAAAGUCCAGUGGCCUGAAGAAGAGUUGGGACCAAAGCCUCGUCUUUAUUUCAAUGCAGGCAUGUUCUUAUUUGAGCCAAGUCUCCCUACUUAUGAUGACCUUUUGAAUACCCUUGAAGUAACCCCUCCUACUUCUUUUGCUGAACAGGACUUAUUGAACAUGUUCUUCAAGGACAUUUACAAGCCAAUUCCAAACAAGUACAACUUAGUUUUAGCCAUGCUGUGGCGUCACCCAGAGAAUGUAGAGGUUGACAAGGUGAAAGUUGUUCAUUACUGUGCAGCAGGAUCUAAACCAUGGAGAUACACAGGAGAGGAAGAGAACAUGGACAGACAAGACAUAAAGAUGCUGGUCAAAAAAUGGAGGGAUAUAUACAAUGAUGAAUCACUAGAUUACAACAAUAUUAAGAAUGUCAAUACUACCAACAAGUUCAUGCGUGGCGCUGUCCGUUACAUAACUGCCCCAUCUGCUGCUUAGCUUGGUGACAGAAGAACCAAAACUGAUGUUUGAUCUGUAUGGGGUAUUAAAGAAAGUUAUAGUACUCUACUAAAUUUAUAGCAGAGAGAUGGAGUUUAUGUAUUUACAUAUAGGAGAACGUGCUAUUUUAAGUUCUCCUUGACAAUUUAUGUUUAUUAUUAUUAUGAAAAUAUAUUGGGAGAAUACAUGAAUGAAAUAUAUGUAUUAUUAGUUUUGUUUUGUUAGUUUCUAUAUCAAAGUUCAAUGUUAAUA
This is a messenger RNA of Solanum dulcamara, 1284 nucleotides long. RefSeq names its product galactinol synthase 2-like. NCBI's taxonomy places the organism in Eukaryota, Viridiplantae, Streptophyta, Magnoliopsida, Solanales, Solanaceae. Gene Ontology annotation, molecular function: glycosyltransferase activity. The record is from RefSeq and is a predicted model, not a curated record. Bases 55 to 1032 code for a protein of 325 amino acids. The transcript has 3 exons.